Molecule: messenger RNA, 1834 nt
Organism: Toxorhynchites rutilus septentrionalis
Lineage: Eukaryota; Metazoa; Arthropoda; Insecta; Diptera; Culicidae
Gene: shams
Product: glucoside xylosyltransferase 1
Exons: 4
Coding region: 280-1404 (374 amino acids)
Biological process (GO): protein O-linked glycosylation via N-acetylgalactosamine
Molecular function (GO): UDP-xylosyltransferase activity
Source: RefSeq, a predicted model, not a curated record
UCCCCAUUGACAAAUUAGGAAUAGUAGAGAAUAGUAAAGAGGAGACGAUUCCUUGUUGUAAAACCUAGAAUUUGGGUUCAAUUUAGUGGAUAAUUAGUUUCUCUAAUGUUUACAACGAAACCGUAAUUUACUGGUUCCUGCUAGCUUUUGUCAAGAAGGCAAAUCAAAGGAACGGUGAAUAUCAUUGUGCCAUACCACGGAACCAGUGUGCAAUUAUGGAUAGUGAUGCGGAGAUAAUGUAGCAGCUAAUAGAAACGAGAUUGGCUGCAUUUUAAAACCAUGAAAGUACACAGAUAUUUGGCAGUUCUGCUGUUAACAUCAUUCGCUCUGAUUUGGUACUAUAUCUUACGUGUAAACAAUGGAUAUCUUAUUGGACUUAGUCUGGGGUCUAACUCUACUCUCACCGGUUACGGGGCGGGGCGGAAGAGUAAUUCACGACCGCUGGUCAAUGGGAGUGAGAUAGCGAUCGUUGUGGUCGCGUGCGGCGAACGCCACAACGAAGCAAUGAAUAUGAUCAAAUCUGCGAUUAUGUUCAAUCGGAACCAGGCAUCGCUGAAAUUCAUUGUGGUAGCGGAGGAUCAUUUGAAGCAAAACUUUGUGGAGAAGUUAGAUGAUUGGCAAGCUAUUAAUGACAAUAUCUUUACUUAUGAAAUACAUUCCCUUACCUUUCCGGCUGCAAAUAAGGAUGAAUGGAAGAAGUUGUUUAAACCAUGUGCUGCACAAAGACUAUUCCUGCCGUCCCUCCUAACGCAUAUCGACUCAGUAUUAUAUGUAGACUCAGACACAAUUCUGUUGUCAUCCGUUCAAGAGUUGUGGUCCAUGUUUCAUAACUUCAACGCGACACAGUUUGCCGGAAUGGCACCAGAGCAUGAGGAUAAAAAUGCGGGCUGGUACAAUCGGUUCGCUCGUCAUCCGUAUUACGGGGACUUGGGGGUGAAUUCGGGGGUUAUGCUGAUGAAUCUCACGCGCAUGAGAAACUUCAAAUGGGAGCAGCACAUUAUGCCAAUUUAUAGGGAGUACCGCCUGAAAUUGGUCUGGGGCGAUCAGGACAUCAUCAAUAUAUUCUUUCAUCAUAACCCAGAGCGACUGUUCGUGUUUCCUUGCGAUUGGAACUAUCGGGCAGAUCACUGCAUGUAUAUGAGUGUUUGUGAAGCCCCGGAAGGGGUUAAGAUAAUGCAUGGCAAUCGAGGGUACUUCCAUUCGAUGGUACAACCGAUCUUCAACUUGAUCUACAGCACAAUCGAGGAAUAUGCCUUCCGAACGGAUGUCCAUUCGAAUUUUAUACGAACGAUCGAAGAUUCGCUGGUGCUGCCGAGCAAUUCUAACUGUGAUAAGUUACUGGACAAGUUUUUGCAGGAUCCUAGGAAAUAUUUCAAGCAAAAUCAAUAUGUUGACGAUACUUAACUACCAUGAUGACGAUGGGAUUCAUCACACGAGUCACACCCACAAAUUCCUGCAUUCAAAAUACAGCAAUCAAAAAUGGAGCAUACGGAGUCUAGCAUAUCGCUUGCUAAAUCAGUAAAUUCGAAUAUUAACGAAUUCUUUUUCAAUCAACGAUUUCAACUAUACGGAACAAACGAACAGAGAGAAAAUUACGAUUUCGACACUGAUAUACAUAUACGUAGUGAAGGUGAAACAAUUUUACGAAAACUCGCGUUAUCUGAUAUAUUUUUUUACAGUGCCCUUGUGUAAGUUUUGAAUAUUGUUCAAUUUUUUUUUCUACUGUGUAUUGAAGUAGGUCUUCAAGCAAAGACAUUAGUCAGAAUUCAUUGACUCUAGAUGUAAUGUUGAUUUCAUAUAGUUUGAAAUGUAAAUAAAAAAAUGCAAUCUUUUA